Messenger RNA from Trichosporon asahii var. asahii CBS 2479, 1269 nucleotides. RefSeq lists its product as uncharacterized. The coding region runs from base 1 to 1269 and encodes 422 amino acids. NCBI's taxonomy places the organism in Eukaryota, Fungi, Basidiomycota, Tremellomycetes, Trichosporonales, Trichosporonaceae. The record is from RefSeq and is a predicted model, not a curated record. The transcript is spliced from 5 exons.
AUGUACCGUCCUGUUCCCCUACUCGACCCAACCGUCACUGAGGCGCUCCGCCCGGUGAUGACCCGCGCCUUCUACGGCGACGACUGGGACUGUGUUCGACUUCUUAGCCUUCUCACGGAGCCGGACCACGAGCCCGUAAUUCUCGAGAAGCCGUGUGGCUGCUGCAAGGAGAGCGGCUCGAAGUGUAUCGCUUCCCUUCGUACUGAGGACCCGCAGUACCCGUUUCCCUACGUUCCUGGACGUUGCGUCUCGUGCGUGCUUUCCGGCAAGAAGUGCGACCUGCCAUUGCGGACCAAGCUCCCAGUGUGCACAUGCUCGUGGCUGCUGAAUCCUGCCGACCGUGCGCACGAGGAGCGCCAUGCGUUCCUUCACCGUCUCAGCGUCCAGCAAGCGUGCGUGCCCCGCAACCAGCAGUGGGGUAAAUCUCACCGGCUGACGCUUGCUGCCAAGAUGCGAUCGCACGAGCUGAAGUUCACUCAUAAAACGAAGGAGGCGCUCGAGCUCAGCACCGACCUCCUUGUCGGCAUGGCUGAGGUGCUUGGACGUCAGAGCCCGGACCUGUAUCGACCCGACGGUACGUGGGUCAUCCCGCCCAAGUCUGAGUGGCAACAGUGCAAAUGCUACCCUGGCAAGUGCCGCGGGCACGAGAAGGGCAAGGCCAUUAAGAAGGUCCGAAAGCUCGUCGACCGCGACACGCUCAUGUCGCCACCCCUGUCUCCGACUAUCAUGUCGCCCUCCGUUAUGUCGCCCCUGCUCAAGCCCGUCGACUGCAUGUGCGGCGGCGGGCUCCCGCUGCCCAUGGCGCUCCCCAUGUCCCCUUCUAUUUCCAACGCCAGCCUUACCUCCACCAUUCUCCAGACGCCUCCCGCCAAGAGCGUCAAGAUCCUGCCCCAGCCGACCGAGCCCAUCCCCAACGCCAACCUCCGGAACCCGACCCCGCCCCCCAAGAGCAUCCUGAAUGCGAUCGGAUCGCCUCCCAGCUUCCUCAACGGCCUGCCUCGCAUCCAGAACAUCUCCUCUAGCAGCUACGACGGCGACUCUUCCAACGGCUCCAAGUCCUUCUCCAAGUCUCCCAUUAACGUUGGCAGCCUUGCGAAGAAAGUGACCACGCCGCUUACAACCCCCAGAGCAACCCCCACUCACACCCCCACGGGCUCCAUCAGCAAGGGCUCCACGCCCGAGGCGCCCCGUCGCCGCGGCGACAAGAUCCGUCGCCUCUCCGCCAUGUUCAACAACGGUAGCCUUACCAACGACGUCAAGGCCAAGUGA